Molecule: messenger RNA, 1199 nt
Organism: Eutrema salsugineum
Lineage: Eukaryota; Viridiplantae; Streptophyta; Magnoliopsida; Brassicales; Brassicaceae
Product: cinnamoyl-CoA reductase 1
Exons: 5
Coding region: 147-1115 (322 amino acids)
Molecular function (GO): oxidoreductase activity, acting on the CH-OH group of donors, NAD or NADP as acceptor
Source: RefSeq, a predicted model, not a curated record
GAUCAUGUUGUGGUAGUUGUUUUCACACGUGGGAUUCAAAGAGAUGAGUCUGCGUGUGAAUAUAAAGAUGAAAAGUUUUGUCUCAUUCAUAAACUAAAGCCAGCCACACCAAUCAUACUAAUUAAUCAGAUAACGUGAUCAGAGAGAUGAGCGGCCAAGGAAAGGUAGUCUGCGUCACCGGAGCCUCCGGUUACAUAGCUUCUUGGAUUGUGAAGCUUUUGCUCCUCCGUGGCUACACCGUCAAGGCCACUGUUCGAGACCCAAAGGAUCAAAAGAAAACAGAUCAUCUUCUUGCACUUGAAGGCGCAAAAGAAAGACUCCAAUUACUCAAAGCAAAUCUUUUAGAAGAAGGUUCUUUCGAACAUGCAAUUGAUGGAUGUGAGGCUGUCUUCCAUACCGCUUCACCAGUUACACUCACUGUCGAGGAUCCUCAGGCUGAGCUGAUUGACCCAGCCGUCAAAGGCACUAUUAACGUGCUAAAAACAUGCACCAAAGUGUCUUCUGUCAAAAGGGUCAUUGUGACAUCUUCCAUGGCCACAGUUAUGUUUCCCAAGUCCCCCUUGGGACCAAACGACUUAGUAGACGAGACAACCUUCUCUGAUCCAAGUGUUUGUGAGGAAGAAAAGCAAUGGUAUGUACUCUCGAAGAUUUUGGCCGAAGAUGCAGCAUGGCAGUUUGCCAAGGCCAACAACAUUGACUUGAUCGUAAUGAAUCCAGGACUUGUGAUUGGACCAGUCCUGCAGCCAACUCUUAAUUUCUCUGUACAAGUGGUUGCAGAUUUUAUAAACGGUAACAACUUUUUUAAUAGGAGAUACCAUAGGCUCGUGGACGUCAGAGAUGUUGCUCUAGCUCAUGUCAAGGGGCUCGAGACUCCUUCAGCCAAUGGCAGAUAUAUCAUUGACGCUCCGAUUGUGACAACAAACGACAUUGAAAAAGUUUUGCGUGAAUUCGUUCCUGAUUUGUGCAUUGCUGAAAAGAGUGAAGGCAUUGAUACGAAUUCAAUGACUUACAAAGUAAGUGUAGAGAAAGUGAAAAGUUUGGGAAUUGAAUUCACUCCUACAGAAACAAGCCUUAGAGACACUGUUCUUAGUCUCAAGGAGAAAUGUCUCAUCUGAUUUGUAUCUUUGUUACCUUCGAAUUGUGUUACUGAUAAAUGCAUUUCAUUAACAACCUUGAAAAUAAAAAAUUUCAAGAAAAUA